AUGGUCGCCGUACGUAGUGACUUAGUUCAUUCCGCCGUUAAAUUUUUGCAACAUCCUACUUUACAGAACACAUCUCUUGAUAAAAGACUGGAUUUCUUAGCGUCUAAAGGCCUGACUAUAGAAGAGAUAAACGAGGCCUUACGGUUAAUAAUAGAUAGGGAUGCUUUAGUGACGCAUAUCGAGUUGUCUGCGAAAAGGCCAGAUGUACAUCAACCAGUUCACCAAUUGCUGCAUGUUCGACCAAGAACGGACUGGCGAAACUUAUUUUUGAAUGUAAUUAUUGUGGGCGGAUUAGGACAUGCUAUCAUAUCUAUGACAAAGGAAUAUAUAGGAUCCCUGUUUAGCCCAACUAUAACGGAUCAAUUAGUGCGUGAGGAGCAGCAUAAUCAGUUUGCGAUUGCUUCUGAUAAGUUGGACGCUGUGAAGCAUGAUACUCAAUUGAUUCGAAAGUAUGUAGAAGAGCAAAGCGUGGGCAUGAGGGAAACAUUGAUUGCAUUGGAGAAAUUGUUAAGAGGACUCCAAGCCAACGACAUCGAGAGAGACAAGGAUCUUGGAGUGCUUAAGGAAGAAGUAGAGGCCGUCGGAGAAUUGGUUCUCAAGCUGCUGGAUAAUAUAAAGACAAGUCAAACACAACAGCUAGCUGAGCUAAGUCAGGAACUGCAGUCUUUGAAAACAUUGGCCAUCAAUCGUUAUGCAAGUCUCUUUGCCACAUCACCAUCUUCGCCCAAAAUCACAAUACCAAGAACGAACAGAAGGGUCUCGUUUGGACCGUCAGCAUCAAGUACAUCGAGUAUAUCGCCAAUAUUAACUUCAAUUCCAAACAAAGUAGAUAGCGGUCAACCAGUGACAUCAGCAUGGCAAAUGGGUACGAACCAACUUAUUACCUAA
Messenger RNA from Paraglomus brasilianum, 888 nucleotides. The record is from the annotation of a GenBank genome assembly. NCBI's taxonomy places the organism in Eukaryota, Fungi, Glomeromycota, Glomeromycetes, Paraglomerales, Paraglomeraceae.